Molecule: messenger RNA, 5750 nt
Organism: Cannabis sativa
Lineage: Eukaryota; Viridiplantae; Streptophyta; Magnoliopsida; Rosales; Cannabaceae
Product: ATP-dependent RNA helicase DEAH11, chloroplastic
Exons: 3
Coding region: 249-5471 (1740 amino acids)
Biological process (GO): spliceosomal complex disassembly
Cellular component (GO): intracellular anatomical structure; catalytic step 2 spliceosome
Molecular function (GO): zinc ion binding; ATP binding; RNA binding
Source: RefSeq, a predicted model, not a curated record
UUGAUAAAAAACAAAAGCUAAUAUAGAACUAAAGUGCCACGUCAUCGAAAGUCUAAUAUAUUAUGAAAAAGGAAAGAAGAGAAGACCCACAAAACUCAAUAGUUCACUAGUCACUACCCGCCUUCUUUACCAGAGCGGUCUCUUUUUCUCUCUCUCCUCCACUUUCUCAGUCUUUCAACUUCUUGGUCGGUCUCUCUCUCUCUAUUUCUUCUUCGUACUGUUUCUAGGGUUUUACGCCAAUCUAUGCCAUGAGUAUGAACAACACCACAGGUUCGUUUAGGCCGUCAAGGCCACCGGAGAAUCACCGUAGAAUUCGUCCUCCCUCGACCUUUUCUUCGUUACCGAACAGAACCCAUCAUUUACCGGUGAAUCAACGCCAUUAUCUACCUGUGAGGCUGAGACCCACUGUUACCCCUCCUCCACCAGUGGUUCGUUAUAAUUUUGUUAUCGACAUCCUUCGUGAUCAGACCACCAACGUUUCGGUUACCGAAGUCCAGGCCCUGGUUGAUCAGUGUCUGCCAAAGCCGGAUAAGAUUAAUGUAAGCCAGUCUGGAAUGUUCUUGGCAUCUCUGUCCUUUCAUAAAUGGGUUGAUGCGCUCGAGGUUGUGGUCUUUUUGUGGAAAUCGCGUCUUCGCGGGGAUCACCGGCUGACGCACAAACUCAAUACUGGUCGAAUAGCGCCGAAUGAUCGACAGGAACUUGAAAACCGGCUCCGGGCCGUGUUCGCAGAGAGCAUUGGCGAGUUAAUUGAUGGCCAAAAGGUGAAACAUUGGAGUGAAAAGCAUGAUCAUCUGUCGAAAGAGCUUCAGAAGGUGACAGGGUUGCUUCGAAAGCCGAAGGCUGUAAUUGUACAUAAGGAGCUAGUUGAAAAGAAGAAAAGGCUUGUGCUUGAGAUGGAACUGGUGGAUAAGAGAUUGAAAGAAUUCAAGUCUGCUAUGAGAAGUCUGCUUUCUUAUUUUGAAGGGAAGGGUUUGAAGGAGUAUGACGAGGAUGGCAUACAAGCGCUUAGGCUUGAUGGGGGUUUGAAUUGGAGUCAUAUUCAUUGCUUGAUGUCACGAGAGUGCAGGCGCCUCGAAGAUGGUUUGCCCAUUUACGCCUAUAGGCAGGAAAUACUCCACCAUAUUCAUACCCAACAGGCAAUGGUCUUGAUUGGGGAAACUGGUUCUGGAAAAAGUACACAGCUGGUGCAAUUUCUUGCUGAUUCAGGUAUUGCUGCUGAUGAGGCCAUUGUUUGUACACAGCCCCGUAAAAUUGCUGCCAUGUCGCUGGCCCGUAGGGUUCGGGAGGAAAGUGGUGGCUGUUAUGGAGAUCGUUCAAUCACUUGUUACCCAUCCUUUUCAUCUGAUCAGCAGUUUAACUCUAAGGUAAUCUUUACCACGGACCACUGUCUACUGCAGCACUACAUGCUAGAUAAGAACUUGUCUAAGAUUUCUUGCCUCAUCGUUGAUGAGGCUCAUGAAAGGAGUUUGAACACUGAUCUACUUCUGGCAUUGGUAAAAAGUCUACUUUGUAGGAGGCGUGAUCUGAGACUUGUUAUAAUGUCUGCAACAGUUGAUGCUCACCAGCUCUCAGAAUACUUUUUUGGCUGCAGAAUUUUUCAUGUGGUGGGGAGAAAUUUUCCAGUUGAUAUAACAUAUAUACCUUGUAUCACAGAUGCAUAUCUGUCUGAUGUAGUGAGGAUGGCAACAGAGAUACACAAAACAGAGAAAGAAGGGGCCAUUCUUGCCUUUUUGACUUCUCAGAGUGAAGUAGAGCUGGCAUGUGAGAAGUUUGUAGCUCCUGCUGCAGUGGCCUUACCAUUACAUGGAAAACUGUCUUUUGAGGAGCAGUUUAAUGUUUUCCAGAACUAUCCUGGGAAAAGAAAAAUUAUUUUCUCUACAAAUCUUGCUGAGACAUCACUGACAAUUCCCGGAGUAAAGUAUGUAAUUGACUGCGGGAUGGUCAAAGAAAGUAAGUUUGAACCUGGGAGUGGCAUGAAUGUUCUUAGAGUAGGCAGAAUCAGUCAGAGCUCUGCUAAUCAACGAGCUGGCCGAGCUGGAAGAACGGAGCCUGGAAAGUGUUAUAGACUUUACUCAGAAUCUGAAUUCAAGUCAAUGCCUCCUUGUCAGGAACCUGAGAUUCGGAGAGUUCAUCUUGGUGUUGCUGUUUUGAGAAUAUUUGCUUUGGGCAUUAAGAAUGUACAAGAUUUUGAUUUUGUUGAUGCACCUAGCGCUGAAGCAAUUGACAUGGCCAUAAGGAAUCUUGUUCAGUUAAGUGCUGUUAAACGAAGCAAUGACAAUUUUGAAUUAACGAAUGAGGGUCGAUGCUUAGUGAAAAUGGGAAUUGAACCUCGGCUUGGUAAACUGAUACUUGGGUGCUUCAAUAAUAAUUUGGGUAAAGAGGGGAUUGUACUUGCCGCCGUGAUGGCAAAUUCUAGUAGCAUAUUUUGCAGAGUUGGUUCUGAUGAUGCAAAAAUGAAGUCUGAUUGCAUCAAGGUAAAAUUUUGUCAUCAGGAUGGUGACCUCUUUACGCUACUCUCUGUGUACAAGGAGUGGGAGGCUGUAGCGAGAGACAAGCAAAACCAGUGGUGUUGGGAGAACAGCAUCAAUGCCAAGACCAUGCGAAGAUGCCACGACACUGUUGUGGAAUUGGAAAGCUGCCUUGAACGCGAACUAGCUAAAAUCAUUCCUACUUAUUGGCGUUGGAGUCCUCAGAAGUCAACAGAUUCUGAUAUGUAUUUGAAAAAGGUUAUACUCUCUUCUCUGUCGGAAAAUGUUGCUAUGUACACUGGAAAUGAUCAACUUGGUUAUGAAGUGGCCUUAACUGGACAAAAUGUUCAGCUGCAUCCUUCAUGUUCGUUGCUUGUAUAUGGUCACAAGCCUCAUUGGGUAGUUUUCAAUGAGAUUCUGUCAAAUAAUUGCCAAUAUUUAGUCUGUGUCACAUCCUUUGAUUUCGAUGCUUUGUCCACUCUUCAUCCCCCUCCCUUGUUUGAUGCAUGUAAUUUAAAGAAUCGGAAGUUGCAAGUGAAGGUAUUGAAUGGUUUUGGGCGUACUUUGCUGAAAAAAUUUUGUGGGAAGGGAAACAGUAAUAUGCUUUCUCUUGUAGCACAUAUUCGUGAAAUAUGGAUGGAUGAACGUAUUGGCAUUAACGUCAAUGUUGACCAAAAUGAAAUUUCAAUUUUUGCUAGUGCACAAGACAUGGAAACGGUUCUCAACUUUGUAAAGGGUUUCCUGGAAUGUGAACAGAAAUGGAUGCAUUAUGAAUGUCUGGAGAAAUGCUUGUAUCGUGGAUCUGGUGUACCAUCUGUAGCAUUGUUUGGAGCCGGUGCUGAGAUUAAGCAUUUAGAACUUCAAAAAAGGUGUUUAGAUGUUGAUAUAUAUCAUUCAAAUUUGAGUUCCUUAAAUCCAACAAAGGAGAAGGAACUUUUGAUGUUUAUUGAAAAGUUUACCUCCAGUACCAUAUGUGCUUUUCACAAGUACGCCCAUUCAGGGCAGGAAGGUGAUGACAAAGAAAAGUUGGGACAGAUAACAUUUCUUUCACCUGAUGCAGCUCUAAAAGCUACUGAACUGAAUCAAUUUAAAUUUGAUGACUCGUUGCUCAAGGUGAUUCCAUCAAAGCCAACUUUUGGAGACCAUAACUAUUUUCCUUUCUCUGCUGUUAGAGCUAAAGUAUCUUGGCCUCGUAGACCCAGUAAGGGGUUUGGAAUUCUUAAAUGUGAUCCACAUGAUGUCAAUUCUAUGAUGGAUGAUUUUUCUAAUCUUGAAGUUGGAGGAAAGUUAGUGCAUAGUGGUGCUAGUACAAAGGCGGCAGAUUCUUUAUAUAUUACCGGGCUUGACAAAAAUUUAUCUGAAACUGAAAUUCUUGCUGAUUUACGCCUUCAUACAAGAAGGAGAAUCCUUGAUUUUUUCCUCAUAAGAGGAGAGGCAGUAGAAAAUCCAGCCUCUGAUGUUUGUGGAGAAGCACUCCUAAAACAAAUUACUCCAUUUAUGCCAAAAAACAACAACCACAGUGCUUGUUGCCGGGUGCAAGUCUUCCCCCCCAACCCGAAAGACACUUUUAUGAGAGCACUUAUUAGCUUUGAUGGAAGAUUACAUUUGGAGGCAGCUAAAGCUUUGGAACAAAUAAAUGGUGAAGUAUUGCCUGGAUGUCUCCCGUGGCAAAAGAUAAUAUGCCAGCAGUUAUUUCAUACUUCUUUAUCAUGUUCAGAGCGUGUCUAUUCAGUAAUUAAGAAGCAGUUAGAUUCAUUGAUUCGAAAUCGCCUUAGUAGUAUAAAAGGCGUAGAAUGCAGUCUAGAGCAAAAUCCUAACGGGUCGUAUCGAGUAAAGAUAUCUGCCAAUGCUACAAAAACUGUUGCUGAGGUGAGGAGGCUUGUGGAAGAGAUGCUGAAAGGGAAAAUCAUAGAUCACAAGGCUCUUACUCCAACUGUUUUGCAGCUUCUGUUCUCCAGAGAUGGAAAAAAUCUUAUUUACACUCUGCAAAGGGAGACAGGAACCUACAUUUUCUUUGAUAGGUAUAGCCUUAAUGUACGCAUUUUCGGUUCUCACAACAAUGUUGCUGUGGCAGAGGAAAAAAUGAUCAACUCCCUUGUUGCUCUCAGUGAUAGCAAGCAACUUCAGAUCAAUCUUCGUGGAAAAGACUUACCUCCAAAUUUGUUGAAAGAAUUGGUGAACAACUUUGGACCAGAUCUCCAUGGGCUUAAAAAAAAGGUACCUGGGGCAGAUUUUACUCUAAAUACUUUUAGGCAUACCUUAACUAUUCACGGUGACAAAGACUUGAAGCCAACAGUGGAAGAGAUAAUUUAUAAGAUUGCACAAAUGAGUUGUGGUUCUGUUGGGAGAUUUGAUAAUGACGUAACUUGCCCCAUUUGCUUGUGUGAUAUUGAGGAUGCUUACCAGCUUGAAGGCUGUGGGCAUAAAUUUUGCUCGCUCUGCUUGGUAGAACAGUUUGAUUCUUCUAUAAAGAACCAAGAUGGUUUCCCAAUAUGCUGUGCACACGAGGGUUGUGGGUCACCCAUUCUGCUGACAGAUUUAAGGUCUCCACUUUUAUCGGGCGAGAAGCUGGACGAACUCUUUAGAUCUUCUUUGGGUGCAUUUGUUGCAUCAAGUGGGGGUGCUUACAAGUUCUGCCCAUCUCCUGACUGCCCUGCAAUCUAUCAGGUGGCUGAUCCCAGAACUGAUGGGAAACCAUUUGUCUGUGGUUCUUGUUAUGCCGAGACAUGUACUAGCUGCCAUAUGGAGUAUCAUCCCUACUUGUCCUGUGAGAAAUACCGGGAGUUCAAAGACGACCCAGAUUCAUCCUUGAAGGAGUGGCAGAGCGGAAAAGACAACGUGAAGAGCUGCCCCAACUGUGGGCACAUGAUCGAAAAGUGGGAAGGCUGCAACCAUAUAGAGUGCAGGUGUGGAAGACACAUUUGCUGGAACUGCAUGGAACAUUUCAAUAGCAGCGAUGAGUGCUAUAACCAUCUCAGGAAUGUCCACCUGGCUAUUAUAUGAGGAUGUCAGAUCACUAUUUUUAACAGAUGAAUAAUUUAUGUAAAUUCGAAGUAAUUGUGUUUAUAUUUAAGAUGUCUUUCAUAUAAUAUCUGUGUAUAUAGUUGAGUCCAUAUUAAGUGUUCUGCUAAUAGUGUCUGUAAAUUUUAGUGAUUUGCGACAUUUUAAAUCUUCAGCCCACUUGCUGCUUGUAUAUAUUAUCAUCCACAUAGUGCUGGGCUUCAUAAACAAAUGGUCGUUGUGAAUCAAUUAUCUCGUGUUUUAUGUCACAAAGUUUUCUUA